AUGAUCGAAAGAGAUGGAAGGCUGCAGGAAGGAGACCAGAUCCUGGCCAUAGAUGGACAGCCCCUAGAUGCGGCCAUCUCGCAUCAGCAGGCCAUAGCAAUCCUUCAGCAGGCCCACGGACUCGUCGAGCUUGUCGUUGCCCGGGACAACCCGCGAGCCGACCAAUCGCCAUCCACCUCCAUCCAACGUUCGGCAACGCCAUCUAGCGACGCCGAACAGGACCUCAGUAUGUGGUUGAACACAGAAUGGGCUCAAGCUUCCAUGCAAGCACAGGGACAGGAGGGACCCCUGGUGGACAUAAACGGGUAUGAGCCGGAUACGGAGAUGGAGACGUUUCAGGUGCAGCUAGCGAAGGAUGAGGGCGGCCUGGGCAUCACCAUCGCUGGCUACAUCGGUGAACGCGAGGAGAUAUCGGGAAUCUUCGUAAAGAGCAUAUCGGAGGGCAGUGCUGCGGAGCUCGACGGACGGGUACGGGUCAACGAUCAGAUUGUAGCGGUCGUAAGCUUCACGCGUCGCACAGUCAUCAAAGAUGGCGCCGCUGACCUUUCGUUAGGGGGGUAG
Molecule: messenger RNA, 561 nt
Organism: Priapulus caudatus
Lineage: Eukaryota; Metazoa; Priapulida; Priapulimorpha; Priapulimorphida; Priapulidae
Product: multiple PDZ domain protein-like
Exons: 6
Coding region: 1-561 (186 amino acids)
Molecular function (GO): protein binding
Source: RefSeq, a predicted model, not a curated record